AUGCCGAACGACUUCUCCAAUAAUUCCAUGCAUUCGCAUACUUCUUCCCGCUCAGCAGCGCAAGCAACAAUCGGUGAGUACGCACUCGCGACAAUGUCCAUGUAUGACCACUCCUCAGGCGCAAUCCUCUCUCCGACCCCCCGCGCACUCCUUCCCCACCUACCAUCCUAUACUUGUCGUCACCCUCGAUGGGCCCACGCCGUCGCUCCUCUCCUGAGCCGACUCCGUCUGCCUUCCACUUCACCUUCACCUUUCGAGCCGGAACGUCCCAGAGAAACACCUUGCAAUCGACGGCUCAAGCGCACGCGCACAGACACGGUUUCGUCUGCAGUCCGAAUUAGCUUGUUCAACACUCCGGAUCUCAACCUGCAUACACCACUCAUACUUGCUGCACGCUGUCGCGGUGCGCGUAGCCUCAAUCACCACAACCUGCUCGACCUCAAUUCACACCUGCUCGCAAUUCAACUUGCAGGGACCGAGCAACGACCAAAACAUGGUGACGAAGGCUACGUCGAACGGCCUGAGAAUGCGUUUAUCCUUUUCCAACACAAAUCCUACUCGCAGAAGAAUGAGGCAGAGGCAGCUGGUGGUGUAGGGUGUGCUUGCAAGGACGGGUCAACUGCAGAUGCAGUCAUAACUGUUGAGCCUCUCAAUGCCCUCACUUUCGGGUGGUCCGUCUGGAUCUGGUCAAGGGAUGGGCCUGGCAAUCGACACCCGUAA
Messenger RNA from Fomitiporia mediterranea MF3/22, 720 nucleotides. RefSeq lists its product as uncharacterized. The transcript is spliced from 5 exons. NCBI's taxonomy places the organism in Eukaryota, Fungi, Basidiomycota, Agaricomycetes, Hymenochaetales, Hymenochaetaceae. The coding region runs from base 1 to 720 and encodes 239 amino acids. The record is from RefSeq and is a predicted model, not a curated record.